Molecule: messenger RNA, 1401 nt
Organism: Glycine soja
Lineage: Eukaryota; Viridiplantae; Streptophyta; Magnoliopsida; Fabales; Fabaceae
Product: nuclear transcription factor Y subunit A-7-like
Exons: 6
Coding region: 433-990 (185 amino acids)
Biological process (GO): regulation of transcription by RNA polymerase II
Cellular component (GO): CCAAT-binding factor complex
Molecular function (GO): DNA-binding transcription factor activity, RNA polymerase II-specific; RNA polymerase II cis-regulatory region sequence-specific DNA binding
Source: RefSeq, a predicted model, not a curated record
ACCCUAAUUUUCCUCCCUCCAAUUCACCUCAAGGAACCACGAAACUAAUUCACUUUUCCUAUUUUCGAUUGGCUUAAUGGAAUUCCCUUGUUUAGGAUGCUAUUCAAAUGUUCCGUUAUCCCUUUCUCUGCUUGUAUUGAAAUUGGGUUUAACUAUGCCCUCAUUUUUCUUAAUCAGAUUGAAACUUAUUGUGAAGAAUGAACGUGGAUUUUGGUUUUGUGCUUGGGAUGUGAAUUUUUUUCCUUCACCCUUGAGUCACUUGUACUUGGAUAUGUGCUUUUACCUCUCUAUAUUCUGGCUUUGUGGAUAUAUGUUAACAUAUGGUUUGGACAGUGUUACGUGCUUCACGAAACAUGACCUCUGCUCACGACCUUACUGCAAAAUGUCUAUCCAGAUAAUGAAGAUGAUGGACAGCAGCAGUCAGAAUCACCAAUGCAGCCCCCAUCUGUAAAUGGAAUAUCUGAUCCAGGUAUUAGUACCCAGAAUGUCAAUGUACAGUAUGCAGCACCUGGCCAGCUUGGAACUGGGCAUGCAAUGGUACCACAUGUGUAUCCAUAUCCAGAUCCUUACUAUAGAAGCAUCUUUGCUCCCUAUGAUACACAACCUUAUCCCCCACAAGCCUAUAGUGGGCAGCCAAUGGUCCAUCUUCAGUUAAUGGGAAUUCAGCAAGCUGGUGUUCCUCUGCCAACUGAUGCAGUUGAGGAGCCUGUGUUUGUCAAUGCAAAACAAUAUCACGGUAUAUUAAGACGUAGACAAUACCGUGCGAAAGCUGAAUCAGAAAAUAAAGUUAUAAGGAAUAGGAAGCCAUACUUGCAUGAAUCUCGACACAAGCAUGCACUGACAAGACCAAGAGGAUGUGGUGGUCGGUUUCUGAAUUCAAAGAAAGACAAGAAUCAGAAUGAUGAUGUGGCAUCAGCUGACAAAUCACAAUCCAAUAUCAAUAUCAAUUCUAAUAAAAAUGAUCAAACUUCAUCAGAUAGGGCAUCCUAAACUACAGAAAUGAUGAUACCUUAGACAGUGGGGAUCUAUUGUAUAUCACAAUAUCAAUAAUACCUGCUUUGGAUAUCCCACUUUUGCUUCAUUCUAGCUUUGUACAACACUGUAGGUGGUGUGUGGUAGGUAGCGUUAGGGUGUCGCAUGAUGCAGGUAAAAUGUAAAUUGAAGUGAUUUAUCAAAUAUUGUCCUUUGGUAGGGGAGAUUUUUAUGGUGAGCAUUUCUUUGUAUUUGGUUCUGUAGAGAGGUUAGAGAUUGGGGUUUUGUUUGGUUGAAUCGUAUUUAUUUACCUUGCUAGUGACAGUCGAAGAAGUUUCAACCAUGAUUGGUGAUGGAUAUUGAUAGUUGUUUUUGUUCAGUGAUUAAUAGAUAGAUAAAUAAGAUUCACAUGACUUGCUGAUAUUGAAA